GGUUUGGCGGCGGGCGGCCAUUUUACGUCUGGCUGAAGACGAAUCGCGCGCGAACUGCCUCUGGUGCCAGCGGCAGAUCGUGGUUUAGUCUUAUACUUUCUCUCGCUUAGCCGUCGUCAUGGGACGGAAGAAGAAGAAGCAGUUGAAGCCUUGGUGCUGGUAUUGUAACAGGGAUUUUGAUGAUGAGAAAAUUCUUAUUCAGCAUCAAAAGGCAAAGCACUUUAAAUGCCAUAUAUGCCAUAAGAAAUUGUAUACUGGACCUGGCUUAGCUAUACAUUGUAUGCAGGUACAUAAAGAAACAAUAGAUGCUGUUCCAAAUGCUAUACCUGGAAGAACUGACAUUGAACUGGAAAUUUAUGGAAUGGAAGGCAUUCCAGAGAAGGACAUGGAUGAACGGAGAAGGCUGCUUGAACAAAAAACACAAGCAGAAAGCCAGAAAAAGAAACAACAGGAUGAUUCUGAUGAAUAUGAUGAUGAUGAAUCUUCAGCAUCAACCUCAUUUCAGGCACAGCCUGUGCAACCCCAGCAGGGAUAUAUACCACCAAUGGCACAGCCGGGUUUACCUCCUGUGCCAGGUGCACCAGGAAUACCUCCAGGUAUACCACCAUUAAUGGCAGGUGUUCCUCCAAUGAUGCCAGGAAUGCCUCCAGUGAUGCCUGGAAUGCCACCUGGGAUGAUGCCGAUGGGUGGCAUGAUGCCUCCAGGGCCAGGAAUUCCACCUCUCAUGCCUGGUAUGCCACCAGGUAGGUCAGGAGUGACGAAUCCAUACUGUGGUAUGCCUCCACCUGUUGGUCCUCGCCCGGGUAUGCCUCCCAUGACACAAGCACAGCCUGUGACUGCACCAGGUGUUCUUAACAGACCUCCAGCUCCUGUCAUCGCAGCACCAAAUCCUCAGCCUCCGGUUACUAAGCCACUUUUUCCAAGUGCAGGACAAAUGGGGACACCUGUCACAAGCUCAAGUACAACUUCAUCCAAUUCAGAACUGUCAGCACCUUCUAAAGCUCUGUUUCCUAGCACAGCACAAGCUCAGGCAGCUGUUCCAGGUCCAGUUGGUACAGAUUUCAAACCUUUGAAUAAUGCACCUGCAACUACCACAGAACCCCCAAAACCUACAUUCCCUGCUUACACACAGUCUACAACUUCAACCACUAGUACAACAAACAGUACUGCAGCUAAACCUGCUACAUCUAUAACAAGUAAGCCUGCUACACUUACAACAACCAGUGCAACCAGUAAGUUGAUCCAUCCAGAUGAGGAUAUAUCAUUGGAAGAAAGAAGAGCACAGUUGCCUAAAUAUCAGCGUAACCUCCCUCGGCCAGGGCAGGCAUCCAUGGGCAAUCCACCAGUUGGACCAAUUGGAGGUAUGAUGCCACCACAACCAGGAAUUCCUCCUCAGCAGCAAGGAAUGAGACCUCCAAUCCCACCUCAUGGUCAGUAUGGUGCUCAUCACCAGGGCAUGCCAGGAUAUCUUCCUGGUGCAAUGCCUCCAUAUGGUCAAGGGCCCCCAAUGGUGCCUCCUUACCAAGGUGGACCUCCUCGACCUCCAAUGGGAAUGAGACCUCCUGUAAUGUCGCAAGGUGGCCGCUACUGAUGCUACUACAAACGCUCUAAUAGGUUUUUAGAAGUGAAGUAUAGUAAAUAUGGUUCGUUAAAUUGUGAAGGCGCUGGAAUUACAUGAACAUACCAUCUUAAAGCCCUGCCAUAGGACAGGCUGAGGCAGAGUCUCAGUGUUGCCCUGUUCAGUCUGAGGCAAGUGGGAUUUAUUUUAUUCAUUCUAGGGGCUUUCACAGCUUUAUAGCUGUUGGAUAUUUAUGUCCCCAAACUUGCAGCAAGUUUGGUGAAGGCUCCUACCUUUAAUUUAAUUUAGGAUUUUUAUAAUCUUUUCAUGGGCUCUAUAUUAAUAUUGACAUUCUGGCUUGUGUGUGCUCAAUUAACUGUUAGAAAUCUUGAAAUGGGACACUUGCUGUUCAAAUAUUCUUGUUUCAGUCCUCCAGUCACCUUCCCCUCUGAAACAUGGUGUGGUGAUGCUGUCUUUUAACAGUGAGAUGGACAUGCCUUUGAAAUGGUGUCAUGAAUUAAAAGAAGUUCAAGAAUUCUGUUGCCUGGAUUAAUACUGUUUUUUAAAAACCCAUGUUAUGAUUAAUUUUCCCCUUGACACAUGCCUCUAUAGUCUGCUUCACCUAAAUUUAUGAAAUAAUGUUCAAUGGUUUAUCAUAAGGAAAUAUUAAUGUAGAGCCUGCAGAGUGGAGGAAAAUGCAGAUGGGAGUUUUGUAAGAUGGGAAAAUGUUUAGUAGGAAACAAUUUUAUCAGCCUAUCUUGAGAGGUAUUUAAAGACCUUAAUAUAUGCAAUAUUUAUAUGCUCUGGAAAAUAAACAUUCACAUUUGGGAAUUUUACUGUUUUAAUAAUGUUUCAUUAUCAAACUUGUGCUGAGUUCAUAUGAAAAAACUUCAGCAACUGUAUAGUAAAGGAUGUAAAACUCUGAGGAAUGUUGAUUAAGAUUUCUAUACAAAUUAUGUCUGCCUGUAGCAGCAACCCCUGAAACAAGUAUAGUUAUCAAAGAAGAAUACACAGGAUCUUCAAGACACUGAGAUUUUCUGGGUGUCUCUUCAGUUGCCCUCGCAGAUCCUCAAACUGCUUCUUAAACUCCACUUAGUUUUGAAAUGUUUGGGGGUUUGGCAUGAGAGCUCUUUCGAAAGGGAAAAUCUGAGAAAGUACCAUGUGCACACUGGUUUUAUUUUUCCUUUAGAGUCUUCUCACUCAAUCCUCAAACUGUUUUUUUGCCCUCAAGAACUGAUUAUUUUUCUUUCUUACCUAGAAAUGUCAUCUGUAUCUUGUAAUUUCAUUGAUGCACUCUUACAAUAUGCAGGACUACCUGUGUCAUGAUAAUUAGCGCAGUCACCUUUCCCUUUCACUCCUCUCUCUGUCACACAUGGAGAACCCUUUGUGGGCUUCUAACUUUCUAAUGAAAUUGUAAUCUUGACUAAUGUCUGGAAAGUUAAGUAUGAUUGCCUCACGAUUGAACAUAAACUGCAUUCAACUCACUAUUCAGUGAGUUGUCACUGUUGGACCCAUAACCCCUGAUACUUAAUGGAGAAGAUGGACACAGCUCUACAGGACAAAAUAAACCUAAACAACUUUACAUAAAUAUUGAAAUCUAUGCAUAAAUCAGUGCAUUUUGUCCCUUAAUAGCUAGCUUGUUGAAAUACGCUGUAUUACUGAAGAGACUUGAAAUAUAGAAGGGUUCUACUCAUGGCUUCUGUUAUCUUUGAAAUAUCCAUGAGAAAAAUAGCUGAUGUUCUAGAAUACCUUUAUUGUCACCAUAUAAUAAAACUGAUACAGAAAUGUGUGUCUUGAUCUAAAUGCAUGAUUUUAAACAGUCAUCACUUUAUAUAUAGGAGAAAAGUUCUUUAGUAUUGAAUAACCACUUUAUUGACACUUGACCUAUGUUUUAUGACCUUCAGCUAACAUCCAAUUAGUUUUCCUGGCCUAUGUUUUCAAACAGUGUUUGUGGUUGUAAUGAGAAGUGAGAGAUGUGUUGAAUGAAUGAAUGUGCCUAUUCAAACCAAGAGUAUGUAACACUUUUGCAAAGGUGAUCCUAUACAUUUUAUGGAUUUUCUUGCUAAGCUUUUGACUUAGAGAUUUAUAAAAUAAGCAUUUCCCUCCAGUAGAGAUAUUUUCUAGGGCUUUUGAAUAAACUUCAGUAAUAGCAUCUCAGGUGGCUCAUGGGAUGUUGAACCUCAUUCAUUCUGGUUUUAAAAUGAAAUGUUUGGCUAUUUUUUUAACUUGAGUUUUAGAUGUAAUAGAAUUUAGAUUUAGCCACUGUCCUGUAAAAUACAUUGUAGGAGUGUUUGCUCAGAUUUUAAAGUUGUUCUGCCCCCACAGAACUUCAAAAUGCUACCCAAACUCUCAUGUUGAAAAAAGCUAUUCUGGGAUUUUGUACACUAGCAAUUCGAAAGGCAACUGUCAUUGGUGCCCAUGUGGUAUUCCCUCUUAAUGCCCAACUUAACUUUUAAAAGCUGUAUUUUUCAAUGUUUCAGCAGCAGUUUGAGAGUUCUAUGUGGACAGCUCUAGAAUGGAAAUACCUUUGAAAAGUUUGUGUGUACCCAGAUGCCAUACACACAUAUUUGCAUUGCUGUUUUUAAGGUUUUAUUCUUAACACACCCUGGCUUGAAGUUACAAAGUAGCAUCAUGUGUUAGUAUUUUGUAUUGUUUGUAUUAUUUGAAACUGAGCGGAAAUUUGUUACAGUGUGCUGGCAAGACUUGAUUUCCCCUUCAUUCCAGGCCAGACUGCUGCUAUUAGAGGCGCUUAAACUUCAUGUGAAGCUUAUUCAUGGUGCCCCCCCGUGUGGAUCUGAGGAGAAUAUGUCAAAUGUUUUGAAACUUUAGACUAGUAUGUAUCAUAGUUACAGAUCUAGUUAGCUUUAGCAAUGCAAUGCUAGUCACCAAACAGUCUGAUAAUGUAAAGCAGCACUGAUUUUGGCUGCUCUAGCUAGAUUAAGCACAAUUUCCUUUAAAAUUGUAUGCACCUGUAUCUACUAAAGGAUGUGUAUUGUCACAGUAAAUUGCACAAUCACUUCAGACAUCUUGCUGAAUAACAUGCAGUUACACUGUGUUGGUUAAAACGAAUCUGUCUCAACAUAAUUAAGUGGAAUAAAGGAAUUAUUACUAGAACAGAAACAUAAGCUUUGCACCUCAUGUUAUGCAAAUGUUUUCUGCUGCUUUUUGAAAGAUAGUUUUAGAAGGCCCUAUUCUAAAGUUAAAGUGAACUCUUAUGUUAGCGGGUUCUUCCCCCUUCCACACAACCGUUUGUUGAUCUCUUGCUUUUCAUUUCAUAUCCUGAGAAGACAUUUUAGGAGACUCAUGCUGAAAUGGAACAUAAUAGCAUUUAAUCUACUUUCACUUUUUUUACUUCUAAAAAUGGAAUAUUCUCGCAAUUGGAAUGUCUCACUGCACUGUUGCCACACAGAACUGGUAACAGAUAUCUGUAAUGGAGUGUACUGAUCAGUGUAAAAAAUGUGUUGAGGAUAGUCUAGUGUAACCAUAGACCAAAGAAGUAGUUUCUUUCCUUAAAGAAAAACUACAAAGGCACAAAUGUUUUUUCUGAUUGUUUUGGAUCAUUGAUAUGUGCCUGGCAAACUUUGCUUUCAAAAUGCUUUAUUUAUACUUUAGUGCUAAAACUGUAGCUAGAGUUCUGUUUAAAAUAGCAACUUGACUGUUUAGUUCAGAUUUCAAAUACGGUGCUCAUACUCUGCCUUAAAUAAUCACUACUGACUCAUUAAACAUUUCAGGGCUCAGUUAUCAUUGCUUCUUUUGACUAUUAGAAGUGAUGCAAGAACAGAAACCCAAUUUUCACUGAAAUCCUUGAAGGAACUACAUGCCUUAUUUGGUGACUCACACCACAGCCACUUAACAGGCUGGUUUCAAUUGUCAGUUUCAAGGAAAACCUAGGGGUGUAAAGGUUUUUGAUGGGGGGGAGGUCUUUUUGGUUUUCAAAUAAAUGCAAGAAAUUGAGUUUGGAUUUGACAUAUAAGACUAAAUUAUGAUUAAGAUCCUUUUUGGUUUAAUAUAAUUUGUGUUUUUGUUGACUAGCAGCAGAAUUUCAGCAUUUGCUACUUACUGGUAGAGAAGAAAAAAACCCACAGCACUGCCAGUACAGGUUAGUUUAAUCUGUAAGUACCUGAUGUUUGUUUGAAAUCCUGUACUACAAAUACCAUGUUAGUACAUGAGGAUGGAGCCAUGUGUAAUCUGAAGAGGGUCACAUCUUGCUACACCUGAAAGUAAGAAAUAUACCCAGGCUCCUAUUUAGAAAGAAAAGAGAUAUUAUAAUAAAUAACAAAGUUGGGGUUAGUAUAUAGUUGCACUCUAGUGAGAACUGCAGCAAAGCACUUUUAAAUGGACAAUGAUUUGACUAAGUUCAAUUCAGAAACCUGAGUCUUGUGGGGUAAAUUGGAAUUUUUGGCAUUACAAAACAGGAGUAACAUUCUGAGUCUUUCUUCUUAGCAGUCCUUACAAACCCCCAUUGGCACAACUUUGUCAACAGAUGAGCAUAUCUUUGCUAUGAUGGGUAUUUACACUAUUCCUCUGAAACUCUUGGCCCUUGAAUCUCAACACCUCAGAGUGUAGAAAAUUCUGCUAGGUAGUCUCUUCUUUUCAGCUGGUUCUGAAUAUCCAAUAUUAUUUGUCUCAAUUUUCUUCUUUUGUUCUUGUUUCUCCUGUUUGUAGUAGUAGAUGAUGUGUUUCUGUAGUGCUGCUAAACUGGUGGUUUGUGCACAAAUGUAGUUGCAUCAUAUUAGAACUGCAUGUUUCUGUAUCUUUAAUUUUCUGCUGUUAUAUAUAGCCAACUUAGUUGUGGAACUUCUUAAAUGCUUAAAAAACUGCUCUGAAAGUAGCACACUAAAGCUGUUGGCAGACAUUAAGGCAUUUUAAGUAAAGUUGAGUACUGGCCGCAUAUAAGAGUAGAAAUAUCAGUUGUCUCACUAGUUCUGGGAAUAUUUUUGGCCUCUUAAUUGUUCCAUUUUUAUGAAACCCACUGCUGCCUCUAUUCUUUUGCAGUCUCCAUAUUAAUACUAGUUACAUGUUACAUGCAGAGAGUACUGGCUGUUCAAUAACUAUGAAACUUCUCUCCUUAGAAUUACUGAAGUCUCUACCUGAGCAGCUUUAGAAUGCUUCUUAAGACCUUCCUGUUUGAGCUUUUUCUGUGGGGUUGGGUUUGGGGUUAAAUAGGCAGAAUGAGGAAUUGUUCUAUGAGGAAUCAUUUAAUUUUAUUCUGAUAAUUGGUUAUUUGAGUGGUAUUAGUUGCAUUACCUCACAAUCCUUGGGCUGGAGUAAGCUGAGGCUGAAAAUAAUGUUAUUGCUGUCAUCUUAUGAGAGACUAAAUCUAUGUCAUACCUACAGCUAUAUGAGACUUAAUUAAAUGCUUCACAAAGCUACACUAAAUGAACAAAAGUUAAGUCUGUAAAACUAGCUGCACUUGCUCCAUAGUAAAUAUGGAUGCAUAUGCCAGAAGAACCCUCCCAUUAUGAAAAGCCUAUUUAAGCUAGGGUCCCCUUCAGAAUAUAUGGAAGUUCCUCAUUCUUUUAUUUCUCAUUUCAAUUUCUCUUGUUGUCAAGAUUGAAUAAUUGAUAGUUUGCCAUAGGGCUGUAUAAAUUUGGGCAGAAGCAGAACAAUGAUACCUUUUCACCAUUAUCAUCCCUCAGCUUCAGUUAAUUGGGGCAUCAUGCUGAAAAAAAUUACAUUGCCCAGGAUGAACUUUCCAGAAGAAACCGUGAACAUUCAAAAGCAGUCUUUCAUUUAGGAGACCUUUUCUUUAAUACACUAACACAAUGUAGUGUAAGAGGUAUUUGUCUGAGGAAACAUGAUGACUCACUUGGAUCCAGUUCUCCUUCCUUUAUUUUAAACUCCCCUUAUUUUAACUAUUCUUUUUUAACGUGUGAAUGAGUGUGUGAUUGUCACCAGGAUCCCAGUUUCUUAGAAAACUAAGCAUCUAGCUGACUCUUGUGAGAAGUAACAUCAGCAUGUUUUGGUCAUUUCAGGAAAGCAAUUUUCUGAGUGGAGAUGAGGGUUAUUGCUUCAUACAGACUCAUAAUGGCACAGUUAGGCACUAACUUUGAACCAGGAUCACAUUCAUAUUAGGUGUUAUUUGUGGGUAUUGAUAGUUUCUGAAUCAAGGGCAUUUCAGCACUGUUAUGCUUAUCAUACUGCUGAUGACAUUGAUAUGACCAUGCGCAUUUUGAGUAACCAAACUUUAUUUAUUUGGUUUGGCACAGCAACUUUAAUUUUCUAGAAGAGUACACACUAAACAUUUGGGCCUGUUGAUAUUUUAUAUAUUUGUAAGCAGCUCUACAUGGUAUGAAGUGGCUGUCUUGUCCUGCGUAUUGCAGCACAGGUGCUUUGCUAGUAAGUUAAGUGUCUCACUGAAGAAGUUUAUUGUCAAAUCAAGUACAAGAAACUGUGUAAUCUUACUCUGAUUUUAUGAAUGCAACUUAUGCAGUUCUGCAGACACCAGCAGUGACAGAAAGGGAGGCAUCUCAUUUCAGAUGCAACAAAUUGGUAAGUAUCUAGUUCUUCGAUGCUUCUUGUCCAUAAAUGUUUGUAGUUUCACUCAUGUAACAUUUUGCUGAUGAGAGUAACAUAGAGGAGAUGUGAAGACAACUUGCUUAUAUAUUUUCCAGGCAUGAUUCUUUUUCUGAAUAAACAUUCUCAUCUGUACUUAAAUUAAGCUGUGUACCUUCCUUUUCUAAAUUAAAUUUUGAAUCAUAGCAAA
This is a messenger RNA of Varanus komodoensis (Komodo dragon), 8264 nucleotides long. RefSeq names its product zinc finger protein 207 (gene ZNF207). Lineage: Eukaryota; Metazoa; Chordata; Lepidosauria; Squamata; Varanidae. Bases 119 to 1591 code for a protein of 490 amino acids. Gene Ontology annotation, cellular component: nucleus. The transcript has 13 exons. The record is from RefSeq and is a predicted model, not a curated record.